AUACGCUUUUGGUUUGAUUUCAACUGAGAUAUUUCAGUGUACAAAUUGUAUUGGGAUUUAGUACGCAUCAAAGCUUUGUGCCUGAAGUCCAGCUGCCUGAAUUCUGCCCCAGAUGGGUCCUGCUGACUGCUUUUCUGUGAUUGUAAGGUCCCACAGCUUCCACUGCUGGCAGAGAGCUUCCUAAACCUUCAGUAAAUUCAGUAGAGGCCAAAAAUAUUUUGCAUGGGUGUGAUUGCUGACUGUGACAGUCACGCAUUUGUCCGAUGUACCAGGCUUUAUACACUUGACCCCUGGUGCCUGGACAGAUGUGUGGGAAUGUCUUUCAUUGUGCCUCAUCGCGGAUAACCUAGAUUGACCUUCUAAUCUCUGCACUGAGUGUGAUCAAAACUCACCUUCUAACUAAAUUUCCUUCCCUUGCGAGAUCAGACGGUGUUGCUGUAAUUGGAAACAGGCCGGUCUCGUUAGCCGGUGUGGAGGCUGAAACGCUGUCUCCACAGCUGCAGACACUGACCCCGCGACUCUGCGAUGCCGCGCCUGUUCUCUUAAAGCUGGAGGUGAUCGGUAACGUGCGUUUUUUUUUCCCCCCGUGGGGCAGGGAGCUGACCCUGCGGUCUGUUAUCUGUCCCCCCCCGCGCAGUCGUUCGGCUGAGGAUGUCUGAUAAUGGGGAGGUGGAGGACAAGCCUCCCGCGCCACCCAUGAGGAACACCAGCACCAUGAUCGGAGCCUGCAGCAAGGACCAGUCCAAGCCUCUGCCUCCCAACCCCGAGGACAAGAAGAGGAAGGACCGCUCCAUCCGCUCCAUCCUCACGGGCGGAGGGGACAAGAAUAACAGGAAGAAGGAGCGGCCCGAGAUUUCUCUGCCCUCAGACUUCGAGCACACCAUUCACGUGGGUUUCGAUGCCUUUACCGGGGAGUUCACCGGCAUGCCCCAGCAAUGGGCCCGGCUUCUCCAGACCUCGAACAUCACCAAGCUGGAGCAGAAGAAGAACCCGCAGGCCGUGCUGGACAUUCUCAAGUUCUUUGACUCCACAGAGACAUCCAACAGCCAGAAGUACAUGAGCUUCACUGAGAAGAGCUCGGACAACCAUAGGUCUUCAAAUGUUCUGAGAAAAAAGACCCUUUCUGAGAUCCCUGCCAUUGCCACCCUCUCUGAGGAUGAAGAUGACGAUGAGGACGAUGAUGAAAGUGAGGCCACCACUCCGCCGGUGGUCGCCCCUCGACCAGAGCACACCAAAUCUAUAUACACUCGCUCUGUGGUUGAGCCCCUCCCCGCACCUCCCUCUAAAGACGCCACCACCUCACCCCCGACUAAGGACGCCUCCACCUCACCCCACACCAGAGAUGCGGCCACGUCACCCAUCUUUCCCACUGCGGAGAGAGUCAGCCCCAGUCUGCCCUCUUGCUCCUCCCCGUCCUCCGCCCCCGCCCUCCCCAGCAACACAGACAAGACCAAGAAGAAGAAGAUGUCAGAUGAGGAGAUUCUGGAUAAACUGCGAAGUAUUGUGAGUGUGGGUGACCCCAAAAAGAAGUACACCCACUUCGAGAAGAUUGGCCAGGGGGCCUCAGGAACGGUGUAUACAGCUAUAGAUGUUGCUACUGGGCAAGAGGUGGCCAUCAAACAGAUGAACCUGCAGCAGCAACCCAAGAAAGAACUCAUCAUUAAUGAGAUCCUUGUCAUGAGGGAAAACAAGAACCCCAACAUUGUCAAUUACUUAGACAGCUACUUGGUUGGAGAUGAGCUGUGGGUGGUCAUGGAGUACCUGGCUGGAGGCUCUCUGACAGACGUGGUGACAGAAACGUGUAUGGAUGAGGCACAGAUUGCCGCAGUGUGUCGGGAAUGUUUACAAGCCCUGGAGUUCCUGCAUUCAAGCCAGGUGAUUCAUCGAGACAUCAAAAGUGACAAUAUCUUGCUUGGGAUGGAUGGCUCUGUGAAGCUCACUGAUUUUGGCUUCUGCGCACAGAUAACCCCGGAACAGAGCAAGCGCAGCACGAUGGUCGGGACCCCUUAUUGGAUGGCCCCUGAGGUUGUCACCCGCAAGGCUUAUGGCCCCAAAGUGGACAUUUGGUCCCUGGGCAUCAUGGCCAUCGAGAUGAUUGAAGGGGAGCCACCAUACCUCAACGAGAACCCACUGAGGGCUCUGUAUCUCAUAGCGACCAAUGGAACUCCGGAACUACAAAACCCAGAGAGACUGUCCGUGAUAUUUCGAGACUUCCUGAAGUGCUGUCUGGAGAUGGACGUGGAGAGAAGGGGGUCAGCCAAGGAGCUGCUUCAGCACCAGUUCCUGAAGGCAGCCAAGCCCCUGUCUAGCCUCAUCCCCCUUAUUAUAGCCACCAAAGAGGCAACCAAGAACAGCCACUAGCUGCAGGAGCCUGGUUCUCUCCCACCAUCGCCCCACACCCACCUAUGGAAGCCAUGCCGCCAGCCACUAGACCCACCCCUAACUCAUGUGUCUAUUAUCUCUGGACUUCUGGUGCCUGUGUCAGUGUCAACCGUGGCGGGGGCAGCUAAAGACGAUAGGAAAUGAGACUAAGCAAGUCGUUCCCUGUCUAGAACACUUCAUCAUGGAUUUCAAGUGACUGUCAUUUAUCUCCUGAGCCCUACACUGUCCAUGUCUGUUUAUUUUCUCUUUGUUUAUCAGAAUGUAAUAUAUUAUCUUAUUCUUAUUCAAGUUUUUUUUUUUUGGUCUGAAAGAGAAUAGUUUUGAUAAAUGCAAUAUUUUUCAGUCCAGGUUGUUGGGCUUAAAUCAGGAAAAUCUCGCUCUGUCUCUCCCUCUCAUUCUCUCUCUUGUCCCCAUUCCUCCCUCUCUCUUAGACAUACACACACACACGCAAAACACUUUCUGCUUACAGUGGUCAAAAUGCCCACCUCAGAAGAGUCUCACUCUCUUUCUCACUCUAUUGAAUGACAGUGGCCUGUAUUCAAUCAACAGAAACAAAAGCAGUGCACUUGUUCUUCACAGUCUCAGUUUGGCAAGUUACUUUUAGAUUGCUAAACUGAGUUGGCAAAGAACACAAAUACAGAUUUGCAUUUAUUUAUUAGGCAAAGGACUCAUAUCAAUUGAAUGCAGGUCUGUGUAAUUGUAAUCAGUGGGAUUGAUGAAGCAUAACAAAACUGAUUUGACUGUCCCGAUUUUUUUAAAGUGCUUCUGUUAUGUAGUGUAAACAUACCUGCAUAAACUUUAUCACUAGACAUCCAGUGGCAGUCAAUGUUUAAAGUGUGUAUGGAUUGCCACACUGGACGGAAAUAGUCUUCCACGUAUAUCAUAAAAAACUUUGUUGUAAUUAUUUACAACAACAUGGUUUGUGGCAACCCAAUUUCUAAAUGUACCACACAAUAGAAUACAAUACAGUAAUUUUGUAUAUAUAGUCAAGCAGUGCUUCUGUGUGUUUCCCCAAGAAAAGUCUAAAGGAAACCAACAUGAGCGCUUGGAAUAUGCCAGUCAUUGUAAUGAGCCCAUUGAAGAGAAACACACUACAGUCCCAAGACCUAGAUGAAAGAAUUUGAGUUUUCUGUGGAAAAUUGCAAAAUUGCUCAAAUGCUUAUAAUCGUAAAACAGAAUCUGAAACACGAUUGAACCUCACAGUAUGGUGUAGCUCAUGUAGAUUAGAUUGUUUGUUGAACAUCACAGUAUGUUGUAGCUCAUGUAGAGUAGAUUAUUUGUUGAACAUCACAGUGUGUUGUACUUCAUGUAGAGUAGAUUAUUUGUCUUAUUCAUAAUUUGUUUUAGCAUGUGCUCCAUCACUGUGGAAUUUGAAUCGUAUUGUUUAAUUUUUAAUGAAAAAGUAGACAACUGUUUAUAGCUUAUGGCAAACUGUGCCAUUCAUUGAAUGUGUGUGUGUGUCUGAAUGCAUGUGUGCAUGCACGUACGUGUUUUCAUGUCUGCGUGUGUGUAUGAGAGAGGGAGAGAGAGAGAGAGAUGUUUAUGAAUGUGCUGAAGAAUAUUAGCUGAACUUUGAUUUUGGACUUGAUGGGAAAACAUUCACAUAAAAUUAGCUUUCCAUUGCAACUGCUGUAGUGGAAAACAAAAUAAUUGUGAUUUGUCAAAAACUGCUGUCAUACUGCCAUGGACAUACAAAUCAAAUACAAAUACACAGAAGAACAAGAUUUAUAGCAUGCAGCUUUACGUUGCGGGUUGUGACUGUAUCCCAACUUCUAGCACCCAGCAACUGUGCUCCAGUGCAGACAAAAUGUCUCCUCUAAAUUCUGCGGACUUUUCCAGUUUUCCUUCAUUAUAGACGUCCUGAAAGGAUGAGGUCACUAGUGGUGGCCUUGGCAGAUUGACUGUGAGCUGCGUGAAUUAGUUCUUUACUUUGAAAGGUGAUAGCAUUACAGUACAUCCCUGUGUGUUGCCAAUGGCCUCUGGAAUGCCACCGUCAUUGGGGAGUGCCACCGUUGCUUCCGGGUUUUCUCAUUUUUGUCCCAAGAUCGAUCGUCAGUUAGAUUGAUUGUUCAUCUCAAAUAAAGACACGCCCAUGCUCAAGAGGUUCAGCAACGGAUGCCCUGAGGUGGCGGUUGCACAGCGCUAGGACUGGUCAGGUGAUAAAAAUGAAUUGUAUUGAAAGGCUGCAAGGCCAACUGAGUCUGCAUUAACUACUGUAAUGCCAUGUUACCGCUUGAAUCCGAUUUUUCUCGACUGGCUGUGUGGUUUACUGUGGCUGAACUAGCUGAUUCACUGUCAGCCUGCUUUCAGUGUUCAUUAUUUAUGGAGUCAUUUAAAAUAAAAUAAAGAAUCAACUGUU
Molecule: messenger RNA, 4741 nt
Organism: Conger conger (European conger)
Lineage: Eukaryota; Metazoa; Chordata; Actinopteri; Anguilliformes; Congridae
Product: serine/threonine-protein kinase PAK 1-like
Exons: 14
Coding region: 652-2361 (569 amino acids)
Biological process (GO): regulation of MAPK cascade; protein phosphorylation; intracellular signal transduction
Cellular component (GO): cytoplasm
Molecular function (GO): protein serine/threonine kinase activity; ATP binding
Source: RefSeq, a predicted model, not a curated record